AUGGUUUUUCUCUUUAGAUAUCUUCAAAUCAAGUUAUUCCAAGGAUGUGCAAGUUUCAAUGCAUCAUUUACACCUUGGCAACUACAUAGUUCUUCUGGAUUGGAAGAUUUAUGGAAAAAUUAUUUUCCAGAAACAAAUAUGCCCGAUCCUUUCAUGAAUGAAAAGCCCAAAGCAACAACACCAAAAUUAAACUCAGAUGUAUUCAUUUAUAAUUAUUUAUUCAAAAAGAUAGCUCCUAGUGCAAUUUCUGUUAAUGGCGUAGACUGCAAAUGCUUAAUACUAUCAUCAACAUUCAAAGAAUGCCAUGGAACUGGAGGUGGAGGUGGAAUACGCUUUUCAAAUGGAGAUCUUGUCAUUUCAAGAUCUUUCUCUACUUCAAACUGGGCUAAAGAUAAGGAAUACGGCCUUUUUGCUUAUAUAGCUGGGAAAAAAGAUAAAUCAAAUAUUAAAAUAGAUCAAGUUACUACUUUUGCAGAUGGAAAUACAAGUCACAUCCGUUCUCCAAAUGGAGGCAUUUUUAUUAAAGAAUCUCUAUCUGUACAUGUAAAAAAUGUUAAUCAAAGGCGCGGUUCAAUUUUAACGACAUUUUUUAACGCGAUACGAGCGUAA
Messenger RNA from Trichomonas vaginalis G3, 609 nucleotides. RefSeq lists its product as uncharacterized. The transcript has a single exon. The record is from RefSeq and is a predicted model, not a curated record. Lineage: Eukaryota; Parabasalia; Trichomonadida; Trichomonadidae. Bases 1 to 609 code for a protein of 202 amino acids.